This is a messenger RNA of Diplodia corticola, 1188 nucleotides long. Its product is annotated as glucose receptor git3 protein. Gene Ontology annotation, biological process: adenylate cyclase-activating G protein-coupled receptor signaling pathway. The transcript is spliced from 5 exons. The coding region runs from base 1 to 1188 and encodes 395 amino acids. The record is from RefSeq and is a predicted model, not a curated record. Gene Ontology annotation, cellular component: plasma membrane. NCBI's taxonomy places the organism in Eukaryota, Fungi, Ascomycota, Dothideomycetes, Botryosphaeriales, Botryosphaeriaceae. Gene Ontology annotation, molecular function: G protein-coupled receptor activity.
AUGCCCGCCUUUAACAUGACCUACGACCCCAGAGUGGCCAUCCCGACUCUGGUCGGCAGCGCCCUGUCGUGCUUUGCCACGACCUGCGUGCUCAUCUCGUGGAUGUGCUACGGCCAGGGCAAGCGAUCAUUCCGCUAUGCCCUCGUCCUGAACCUUACAUUCGCCGAAUGGGUCAAUUCCACCAACAAUACCGUGUCUGGCACGAUUGCCGUCAUGCACAAGGGCGUGCUGACGGCGGGGGGCGCGUGCACCUUCAACGGCUGGAUAGGGCAGAUGUCGGUUCAGGCGGCAGACUUCUCCAUAUUGGCCAUAGCGCUGGUGACGCUACUCACCAUCAAGCUCAAGUCGUACAUCCUCAACGCCUCGUUUGACAAGAAGAUUCUCAUCUGUCUGUCCGUAUGGCUCGUCCCGCUUGCAACGAGCACCACGGCCGUCGCCAUGCACCAGAUGAAGCCUGUCAGCGGCAAUUGGUGCUGGAUCUCUGCCGAGAAGACUUACUUGCGCUACGCCCUGGGCCACGGCUGGCGCUUUGCCAUCAUCAUCAUCACCGUCUCCAUCUACGUCUACGUCUUCACCUACAUGAAAAAGCGUCUCUCGUACCUGCAAGAGACCAGCCGCGCAUACUCGUACGACUACGGGCGCGGCCUGCACGACUUGAGCGCGUUGGCAACGGCGCCGCAAACGAAAGGCGACUUCAAAGACGGCCCGAACGGCGGCCUGAUGGUCAUCGACGAGGAGAACCCAGCCCCGAGCAGAGUCUUGACCCCACCGACACACACGCAAGCCAAGCUCCUAGGCGUCAACACCGGCCUCUCCAUGCAGUCCAACGCCUCCCCCCACUUCGACGCCGCCCGCUCGCCAUCGACGCUGACGAAGUCGGCGCCGACGAGCGGCACCACGACGUCGGCGACGUCGGCGCUGCACCGCCGCAAGCGCAGCCAGAGCAAGGUGGUCGAGCGCGAGAUCUGGCGCAUGCUGCUGCUCAACGCGUACCCGAUCCUGUACAUCCUGCUGUGGAUGCCCGGCAUCGUGAACCGCUUCGUCGAGGCGGCGGGCCACCAGUACAAGUGGCUGCAGAUCAUGCAGUGCUCGACGCAGUACGUCGGCCUGGCCAACGCCCUCACCUACGGCUACAAGGAGCACAGGAGAGACUUUGCCGAGUGGAUACACACGCUGAACAAUAGAUGA